AUGAUCAUGGCUUCAGCAGGUAGCUUUUCGUACGGAGGAUUCCACGCAUCGGACUUAGACAUCCCCAUUGAUAACAAGUUGUUAGCUAUGGAGCUGCAUGUCAAAAUGGAAAACAUGAGAAACGACUUCACCCUGAAGCUCGUCGAAAUUAGGGACCAGAUGACAGUGAUGCAGAAGAGGUUCAAUUUCAGUGUGUGGAUUUUGAUUCUUGGAGUGGGUGCUGCUUUGAGCUGGGUUUAUCGAUCCUCGAAGUAG
This is a messenger RNA of Lactuca virosa, 255 nucleotides long. The record is from the annotation of a GenBank genome assembly. Lineage: Eukaryota; Viridiplantae; Streptophyta; Magnoliopsida; Asterales; Asteraceae.